UGUGAUCUUACGUUAGCAACUAUCUGCUCAUGGUUAACAACACUGAACACUGAGUCCCGUAGAAUCCACUUCACAUCAUGUCUAAUAAUGCAAAGAAAUCCAAGGAAUUGUCCGAGCCAGGAUGGAGAAUUGAACAGAAAUACUCCAACAAAGUCUUAAUUGGAAACUGGCAAGAGGAAAGAAGAAAGUUUCAGCGAAACUCCAAAUCCCACAACAGUUGCUAUGGUAUAGACUUUGUCUACUUCCCAGGCAAUCCAUCAGGUCCAAUAUUGAGAAGGUCUAUCAUGAAGAGAAUGGAGGGUCUACCAAAACAACAUUUAAUUACCCACCAUGAUGAACCCCACAAUAGAAAUUUGGUGUCGGUAUAUGAUGAUCAUUACAUAAGGCAUGGAAAUUCUGCAUUGCCUCCUCUUCGAACGUUUAAUGGAACCCAUUUAGCUUGGGUUCCUGAGUGCUCUGAUUAUCCUACUGUAGAGCCACCUACUAACUAUGGUCUUAAGGAAGAAAAGGAAAGGAAGUGGAGAGAAAGUUCUUCCAAUGAUAUAAGAAGUCUUUAUUCAGCUUCCUAUAAAAAGCCACCACCUGCUGCAUAUGCGAUCCCCCGCUACGGAGUGGCACCCUGCAUACUCUCCAGUAACAUGUAUCAUAGUAACAACCUCAAUAAAAGUCUAGAUUUCAGAUACUACAGACAUUUACAGGUACCUGAUCAUCCAGUGCAGAGUAUCGGCAGCUCCCUGGGAAAUGAAUCACCAUGUCUUCACCAGAAAUCUAUGCCCUUUGUUUGCUAAAUACAUUCUAUCAGGCAAUAUACUUUCAUUUAUAAACUUUACUAGUCAGGAUUUCUUACACCAACAGAGCUAAAUGUACCCAAAGAAAAUAAAGA
Messenger RNA from Pelobates fuscus (common spadefoot toad), 883 nucleotides. It is a transcript of the gene CFAP107, whose product is annotated as cilia and flagella associated protein 107. The transcript is spliced from 4 exons. The coding region runs from base 78 to 788 and encodes 236 amino acids. The record is from RefSeq and is a predicted model, not a curated record. NCBI's taxonomy places the organism in Eukaryota, Metazoa, Chordata, Amphibia, Anura, Pelobatidae.